AAACUGACACAGAGUUCUACAUAUUAUAUAAAUCUAUCUAUAACCAGUUUCGCAUUCCUUUUUUGCUACACAGCCGGGGAAUCCCCACUGUUUACAUCCGGUUAGUGGAGUGUGAAGGGGUGAGGCAGGGCUUUAGCAAGAUUAUAAUGCCUGUGGUUUGAAUGGCUAAGGAUGGACUGGUCAACAACACCCUUGCCCCCACCCUCCCUCUCUCUACCACGAUCAGCCCAAAUGACCGCUCGUCUGUCGGUUCUUCUGGCCAGUCCGUCUGGUUACCGCUAGGGCUGACCUUUGCUGUGGUACUGAUCAUUAUCGUCAUGGUCGUCCUUGCCAAGACCAAGAAGAGAGCUGCGGCCAUGCAAGCCAGCCAGAAUGCUGAGCCACAUAUUACUAGUGUCAGUGGAACCAUGGGAUCUAAUGUGAAUGUGUACAGAAACUAUGGUAUCCACACAAGUCGUCAGACCUUGACCUCUUCUCUAAGUGGAGAUCAGUUGACCUGUUCUACUGCCACCCUGCCCCCAACACAACCCCCCACACAACCCCCCACACAGCCCCCUAGCUAUGAUGAAGUCAUGAGGGCAGAGCAAGGUGGCAGUCAGCUAGGAGAUCAGCAGGGUUUUGCAGAUGUCCAGCAAGUGUUGGCCAGAAUCGAUAGUCAGUCUUCCCGCAACUCGUCCUCUCCCAUUGGCUCAGCUGCUGCAUCCCCAGCUCCGUCUUACACAUCUUAUGCUCUGCAGUCUUGAGAGGAAAAUGUCAGUGUGUGUGCAGGAGCGGAUUCAGACGAUCUUCUGGGUCUUCUGGAAGACUGUCAGAUUUUCGAGUUUACUUUGAUGGGUAUCUUACUUUUACUGUUGGAAGAUGGGUCAAAAAUAGAUGAUGGAUCAACAAAGUUAAUUUGGAAGACUGUCAGAAAAUAUAUCUCUAGAUCUGCCCCUCGUGCAUGUGUUUGUGUGUCCUGUAAACCCUUUGUAUGUCUGCUAAACCAGAUGAUGAGAAAGAAAGAACCAGUAGUUAAAAUUAGUAAUCUCCAUGUAAUGUCACUGAAGUUUAUGUGGAUAUUGAUCAUGAUUUCAUUGAAGUAAAGCCUUUAGCAAUAGUCAAAUUAUCAAAAAAAAAUUUAAACCAAAUUUAUAUUUUUUUUAUGUGUCGUAAAUGUCUUGUCCUUUUUAUGUUUUCUCAUACAUUGUAUGCAAUAGCAGUAUUAUACAAUAAUUACUCAAAAAGCUAUGUCAUUAAGUGUCAAUAAGAGCAGCUUUUAGAUGGAUCUUAAGAUGAAACAAUCUUGGGUCCAUCAAUCAUCAUCAAACAACUGUGCAGAUUCAUUGAGUAUUUAACUGUGGCAUUGUCACUGGUCACCAGUUGUUCCCACCCGACCCACCAACAUGGUCUGGUGACAAUUUUUUUUUACCCGAAAGGGUUUUUGUUUAAAGGGAUAACAACUGUUCAUUUUGGCCAAAAAAUGAAUUUUCAAGGGGUAAACAACAAUUAUCCCAUACUAGAUAAUGGUUGUUUAUUCAUUUCUACAUUUAAGGUUAGUCCCAGGUUUUUGUCUUUUUUUUUUUUUUAAUAAUCUCUUCAGAGUAUUGCUAUCUACCAGUAUGGCCGGUAGAUGGAGGUCAAAUGAUCAGUUAUAUGAAGAGUUGUUAUCCCUUUAAAAUCUAGUGGUGUUUCUUUUUGAACUAUUUGCUAUUAACGUUUUUUUCUUUAGUUUUUGCAUUUAUAGCUAGUGGUGAAAGAAAAAGAUCCAAGUGCAAUAUGAUGAAAAGGAUUGGGAAAAUUUUUUAGGUACUGAAAAAAGGACUCUGAUUGGAUUUUUGAUUCUUUUCCUCUUCAUAUCCAGAUAUUUAUUCAGUAUGUGAUAUAUACCUUUUUUAUUAUGUCUUAUGUCAUAAGUGAAGCCCUUUACCAUCUUUUGCCAUCAUGGUCCCCUCAAUUAUUAAAAAAAAUGUUUUUGUUUUACAUAUGGUAUAUUUAUGGCAUGGUAUUCUUGCCAACCUCAAAAGUCGUUUUAUGUUGAUACUGCUUUGUACUACUUAAAGUAACUAAAAGUUUAUAUGCUAUUUACCUACAUAUAUAACUGUAUAUUUAGAUAUGCACAUUCGUACAGCUGAUAAGAUUCAUGAUAGACAGAGGACCAUUUUGUAAUGUAAUGCAACAAAAAAAGGAGUUUUUGAGAACUGUAAACGUUUUCUGCUGCUUUUCUAGAAUAAUGAUCUAUAUUUGUUAUAUAUAUUUUGUAGCAUAGGGUGCAAGUCCAGUGUCUUCUUUAUAACAUUCCCAGUUUGUUAGAAUUAUGUUAUAGUUUAUUAAGAUGCUAAUAUUGAAUUUUUCUACUACAUUCCUUUGCAAAGUUUUAUAUAUCUCUUUGAUUUUUCCAGUUGAACAAACUGGCUUUUGUCGAUUUGUAAAAUAUAGCAUGUUUAAUUUUUUUUUAUCAUGUAGAGAAAGAUGUUUUCUGUCUAUUUAUUAUCUAGUGACUGGAUAACUGUAGACAGUGAAUUAUUACAGGUACCAAAAUAAUUUAUUAAAAGAUAUAAUGAUAUUUGCAGUAAAUGUGUUAUAUUUUGUUUCUGAUGUUUAUAAGAAUAACUAGAAAAUUUGCCUUUUGAAAGUCCCAUUUAUUAUGCCAAACAUUGAACAAUUUUAACUUAAAAGUAUUACAAUAGUAUGUGCAAAUAAAAAGUGUAGUUAAAAAACCAUUUACAGAGGGAAAAUAGCCAUGUAUUCUAAAAUAUAAUCAUGAAGCACAUGUCAGUAAAAUCCUUUGUGCAUUUUUUUUAAAUCUAUCACAGAAUAGUACACCUAGCAUUGUGUUGGGUAAGGCAAUAUAUAUUUUAUUGGAACCUGAUGUUUUUUUCUAUUUGAUUUCUCUCCUGGAUUCUGGCUACAAUUGCAAUAUUGUAUAAUUAUCCCUUUGAUGAAGUAAUGGCGCUCCCGUCCCCGUAAUAUCAAAAGAGAUUAUGCAAUUUUUUUACCAUUUGAAGUCAUUUCAGUAUGUACAAUGGAUAUUCAAUAAAAGUAAA
Molecule: messenger RNA, 3023 nt
Organism: Lingula anatina
Lineage: Eukaryota; Metazoa; Brachiopoda; Lingulata; Lingulida; Lingulidae
Source: RefSeq, a predicted model, not a curated record